This is a messenger RNA of Gastrolobium bilobum, 1506 nucleotides long. RefSeq names its product CDP-diacylglycerol--glycerol-3-phosphate 3-phosphatidyltransferase 2-like. The record is from RefSeq and is a predicted model, not a curated record. Gene Ontology annotation, biological process: glycerophospholipid biosynthetic process. Gene Ontology annotation, molecular function: CDP-diacylglycerol-glycerol-3-phosphate 3-phosphatidyltransferase activity. Gene Ontology annotation, cellular component: membrane; chloroplast envelope. The coding region runs from base 194 to 1084 and encodes 296 amino acids. Lineage: Eukaryota; Viridiplantae; Streptophyta; Magnoliopsida; Fabales; Fabaceae. The transcript is spliced from 7 exons.
AAAGAGUAAUUUUUGUAAAAUAAGCAAAUUAAAAAAGAAAAAAGAAUAAGAAAAAGGGUGAUACCCAUUUUCCCUCUUCGUGAUCCAAGCAAGCAUUCCCAAAACUUGAUAAUUUGACGAACCCCAAGUUUAUCGUAGAACAAGAGCAAAGUAGUGUCUCCAAUCCCAUUUGGUUUGUUAGCGUUGAUUGAUCAUGUCAGCCCAGAAACUAAGCGCGAGUGCUUGCAUCUACGUCCGCACUGCCACCACUAAAACCAAACCCCAACCCCUCUUAUGGACCCCUAACAGAACCAUUCACCAAUACAGCCACAGCUACUUCCCUUCCGCCACACCCUCUAAAAAUAAAUUCACAGGGUUCACGUUUCGUAAACCCUCCCAAAAAUUAGGUUUUUUGGGAAGAAGGGCUGGACUUGUCACAGAUUUGGGUUCGCCAGUGCCACCACAACCACAGCCACAGUCACAACCAGAGCCUGAUGAGCCUGAGCCUUCGAAAUUGCUUACCUUGCCAACCAUUUUGACUCUAGGCCGUGUCGCUGCAGUGCCGCUUCUUGUUGCUACUUUUUAUAUGGAUGGUUGGCGAGGAACAACUGCUACUACAAGUAUUUUCAUCGCUGCUGCAGUUACAGAUUGGCUUGAUGGCUAUAUUGCUCGCAAGAUGAAGUUAAAAUCUUCAUUUGGUGCAUUUUUAGAUCCAGUAGCUGACAAGCUUAUGGUUGCUGCGACAUUGGUCUUGUUAUGUACUAGACCUUUGGAUGUUGCUGUAUUUGGACAAGCACCGUGGCUACUCACUAUACCUUCUAUUGCCAUAAUUGGUAGAGAGAUAACCAUGUCUGCAGUCAGGGAAUGGGCUGCUUCCCAAGACAGUAAGCUUUUAGAGGCUGUUGCUGUAAAUAACUUGGGGAAGUGGAAAACAGCCACACAGAUGACAGCAUUAACUAUCCUCCUUGCUACCCGAGACUGGAGUCAUGGAGGAGCUGCCAUUGUAGUAGGCUCUGGUGUUGUUUUGCUUUAUACUUCAGCAGGGCUUGCCAUAUGGUCUUUGGUUGUAUAUAUGAGGAAAAUAUGGAAGGUGUUGUUGAGGUAGCAUGCUUGGAGCUCUAUGUUUUCACAUAAAUCUACUUCUUCUGUGGGUUCGAUUCUCGCCAACAUUUCUUAAACAGUUUGGUUACUGAUGUCACCAAAGGGGGCUGCAUUUUUUGUGGCAUAUAAAUGUAGUUUUUGUUCUCCACACAGCGCAAUUUCUAAUAUUCCUGACAAUUAUCUACACACUUUUUUGGUCCUCAGUCACCCUAGGUAAGAAGAAAAAAAUAAGGGCCACAAGUCAUGUUAAAAAGGUUACAGCAGUUAUUUAGUACUUAAUUACAAUUUGAAGUCAUCGAAAGUUUGCAACAAGAGAAUUCACAACAGGAAUAGUUGUAUGAUCGUGGUUUACUUUUCAAUUAUUUUUGUUCUGAUAUAUUAUUUAACGAUGUAUAAAUACAUUAUUUAAAUUUCAAUGCAUAUAUA